This is a messenger RNA of Vespa velutina, 856 nucleotides long. Its product is annotated as meiotic nuclear division protein 1 homolog. Gene Ontology annotation, molecular function: double-stranded DNA binding. Lineage: Eukaryota; Metazoa; Arthropoda; Insecta; Hymenoptera; Vespidae. The record is from RefSeq and is a predicted model, not a curated record. Bases 164 to 781 code for a protein of 205 amino acids. Gene Ontology annotation, biological process: reciprocal meiotic recombination. The transcript is spliced from 5 exons. Gene Ontology annotation, cellular component: nucleus.
UUAUUUAAAUAAGAUAAACAAUAUAUAUAAUUUAUAUGUAUUUUAAUCUAUAAACUUUUAUAAAGUUGAAGAAGAAUCUUUUACGUAGUUUAGCUACGACGUAAAUUAUUUUCAUUCCCGCCGAAUUGACUUAAAACAUAACCUGUGAAACAUUGUCUAAAGAAUGUCCAAAAGAAAAGGUCUGACUCUUGAUGAAAAACGAGCUAGAAUGCUUCAAAUAUUUUAUGAGAGAAGGGAAUUUUUCACGUUAAAAGAAUUAGAAAAGAUUGCACCUAAGGAGAAGGGUAUAGUUGCUCAAACUGUAAAAGAUGUUCUUCAAACUUUAGUAGAUGAUGGUCUAGUUAGAUCUGAUAAAAUUGGCACUUCUAUAUAUUUUUGGACAUUUCCUGGAGAGAAUAUAACUGCUGUAGAAAAUAGGAUAGCACAUGCGAGUAAGAGAAUAGUUGAAGCUGAAUUUAAGCUACAAAAAUUAAAGGAAGAAUGUAUUAAAGAGCAGACUGGUAGAGAAGAUACAGAAGAAAGGCGAAAUUUGUUACAAGAAAUACAGCAAUUAAGAGAGAAGGAAAAUGAAUUGAAAAAUCACAUUGCUAAACUUAGCGACGUAGAUCCAGAAGUAAUUGGAAAAAUGGCAGAGAGAGCACAGAUGUUCAAAGAAGUAACUAAUAUAUGGACAGACAAUAUCUUUGCCAUUCAAAGUUGGUGCAAGAGAAAAUUUGAUAUAUCAGAGCAAGAUCUCAAUAAACAAUUUAGUAUCUCUGAUGAUUUGGACUAUAAGGAAUAAAAUAUAUUAAAAAACAAAGAUAUUUAUAUUUUUAUAUUUUUGUAAUUAAAAUAAAUGUUUUUUUCUUUAUAUAUA